AUGUGCAGCAUUGAGCCUUCUCACAAAACUUCGGGUUUUCAACACCAACACAGACGCAAUCAUCAACCUCACAUCACCACAAUGUGUCAAAUCUGUUCCAUCAAAGAGGCCGCCGCAAAGGAGCGCUGGCCUAAGCCAGUCGAAGCCAGCAAGAAAGAUCUCAUCUUCCUCGUCGACUCCAUCCACACCGAGUACAUCCAGUACAACAACGUCAAGCGAAGCACUCCCAAUGCGCCACCUCCAGAUGCCCUUCUCGAUCUCUGCCGGAUGCUCUCGGAUCAGCUCGACGCUUUGGAGGUCGACCGUGAGGCGUGGUGGACGAGCCCGGAGAAGAGGGCGAUGAGGCAACGCCUGGAGGCCGACCUGGAUCAGAAGAGACUGAGUGCGUUGCAUAAGAUCAAUAACAGUUGCAUUGAGAGUAUUGAGGGGUUGAGUGCGAAGUUGGGCGGCUUCGUGAAGUGGAGCUUGAACAUGAACGGUGGUGUGUGGGAGUUGAUGAAUGGUCAUAAGGUGGCUGGCGCAUAG
Messenger RNA from Fulvia fulva, 525 nucleotides. RefSeq lists its product as uncharacterized. The transcript has 2 exons. The record is from RefSeq and is a predicted model, not a curated record. Lineage: Eukaryota; Fungi; Ascomycota; Dothideomycetes; Mycosphaerellales; Mycosphaerellaceae. Bases 1 to 525 code for a protein of 174 amino acids.